AUGAGGCCCAAAUUUUUUCAGUCGCAUGUAUUCCUUUCAUUAAUUUAUUUUUUGCUAAAUGGCAAAUCUAAUUGUCAAUCUCUUCUGCCCGUGUCUUACGCAACUCACCAAUUGUAUUCGUUUGACAAACUAACACCCCUAGAAAUAAAAAGCAACUUGAAAAAGACUGUAGGAAGUUUCAUAACUAGUAAAUUAAAGGACAUAAAAAGUAAAUUUUAUGAUUAUAAAAUUUAUGGCACAGGUAUGCGUGGUAUCAGCGAUGGCGGUAGAGGCAAUGACAAUAUUGGUAGUAAUCUUGAUGGAGAGAAAAGUGAAGAAUGGAAAGGAGAUUAUGAUACCUCCCUAGAAGAAGAAGUGAAAGCCCUGCUUGAUAAAGCCCAAAAUAAAAGAUAUUUAUCAAAACGGAUAAGAGAAUCACAUGAUCGUGCUUUAAAGAACUUAAAAGAGAAAAAUAAUGGAAACGCGAGGGAUGAAGAGAAAACGAGAAAAUUGUUAGAACAUAAUUUAGAACAAAUAAAUUAUUUAAAUAAAAAAUCUGGUUAUUUAGAAAAUAAAGCAAAAGAAUUAAAAAAACAUUUAAAAAGUAGUAAAAACAAAACAUAUGAACAGCAAGUUACUAACUGUAAUAUUUACAAAACAGGAAAAUUAAAAUUUGUUUCUUCGUCUAACGGAUUAAAGCAUUCAAUUGAUAAUGUUCAAGGGAAAAUUAAUAAUAAUGGUUUUACAAUAUUUUAUAAAUAUAAAAAAAAAAUAAACUACUUAUGGAAUAUUUUAGAAUUACCUAUUAAAUUAAUUGGAAGUGUUGAACAAUGCUUUGUCUUUACUUAUAAAAAUAGCAAUCAAAUUUUUUGCACAGACAAUAAAUUAAAAACAUCAUCUUGGGUAAACAGCUUAACAGAAGCCUCCACUUGUUAUCACUUUGGAAUAAAAGGUAUGUUAGUUAAUAUAAAUAAUGUUAAAAAUAUAAAAGAUAAAUUAAGUAAAAACAAAAAAGCGAAUAAUUAUAAUGAUAAAAUCUUAAUAGUUGAUUUAAAGCCAGAUCAUGAGAAAACUCGAGUAUAUGUUAAUGGAAAACAGCAAAAUAUGGAAAAGAAUGAUGAUGGCGUAGUUGAUUUGAAUAAAAUUAAGAAAAAAAUGGAAGAUGAAAAGAAAAUAAGCAUGGGGGAAGAAAAUAACCCUCGGGAAGUUGCUCACGAGGAUGAAGUUCAAGGGGGAGAAGCACAAACAGACGAUGGUGAUGGUGAUAAAGAUACUGAUGCUGAUGUUGAAGAAGCAGAAUAA
Plasmodium gonderi is the source of this 1281-nucleotide messenger RNA. RefSeq lists its product as hypothetical. The transcript has a single exon. NCBI's taxonomy places the organism in Eukaryota, Apicomplexa, Aconoidasida, Haemosporida, Plasmodiidae. Bases 1 to 1281 code for a protein of 426 amino acids. The record is from RefSeq and is a predicted model, not a curated record.